Messenger RNA from Megachile rotundata (alfalfa leafcutting bee), 6390 nucleotides. RefSeq names its product rhomboid-5 (gene rho-5). Gene Ontology annotation, cellular component: endoplasmic reticulum membrane. Gene Ontology annotation, biological process: regulation of protein secretion; regulation of epidermal growth factor receptor signaling pathway. Lineage: Eukaryota; Metazoa; Arthropoda; Insecta; Hymenoptera; Megachilidae. Gene Ontology annotation, molecular function: serine-type endopeptidase activity. The record is from RefSeq and is a predicted model, not a curated record.
CGUGUGUUCGUCUACCGCGCAUCCGUUCUGCGCAGUUGAUCAAGAGCCACGGUCAGUGAUACAUUGUGUCGAUCGCGUCGUCAAUUUUUUCGAUCGUUCUCGUUAACAUAACUCGUAAUAUUCAUCGACACGCGAUACAUCGUAACGAUAAAUAUUUACAGUUCGUUGUUCGUGCGAUAAGUGUGAUUUUUAUUAAUAAAAUCGCGAUAGUGCGGCAAAAUAAAGUGACAAAACGCGCGUCGAAGUGUCAAACGUUCGAACUACCACGCUAGUCAAAACAGUAUCGGGACGUAAAGUGAAACGAAAGCGGCGCUGUGUCGAGUGUUCCACGGAACAAGUUCUCAACGACCUUUGACGAUGUCGAUGUUGCGAUUCUAGCUGUUUCUCUCUUGCUGGAUAAUGCAACCAUCGCCAGGUUCCGGCACAACAGGCACGUCGACGGUGUCCACGAAUGCCCCCGACACCGAAAAUGGCCAAAGUAUCAGUUUAUACCCUGUCGGAAGUGUGGGUCAAACACCAACGGACCCCACGACAGCGACACCGAACACAACAACAACAACGAUACCUUUGGCGAGUGCUUGUACCGUUGCUGGUACGGCUACAGGAACUAACAUCACCAGAAGUAUAUCAGCACCGAGUGCACCGAGACCUGUUGUCCAGGUGACCAGCUCUGCUAGCUCUGCGUCUCAGAAGCCCAGGUUGAGGAGGACUAUGAGUCGGACGGAAGCUAUCAAGAACUACAUCAGACGCGAAACAGCACAGUUCUUCGGGGUGGACGAGGAGUCUGAAACGAUAGAGAGACAAAGAUGGCUGGAUCGAAGACGGAGAAUGGCGUCGAGGAAAUACGGUGCCCUUGUUCCGGAACACAGACCACCGGAUCCCGAUAUUACAAGGGACGUGCCGGAUACUACGGAUGUGCCAGAAGGUGUUACAUUGAGAAGAUGGCAGCAACCGGUCAGACGAAAAGAUUCUGUGGCCAGAAUGACCCUCUCGGGCCUCCAUUACGUCGUCGAGUCACUGACAAGACAGCGUUCCCGAGAGAGGUCAGAGACACGUCCCGAGACCCGAAGUUUUCCACCAAGCGUAAUUCCAUAUAUGACGAGGACAGAGACGACGUCGUCUCCGGAAAGCGGCCAAGAAGAAGAGGUAUCGUUCUUCGACAGACCACCACCGCCUCCCCCGCCCCUUCCAUCGGCAUCCUCGCAACAAUCGCAGUCCCAGAUCGAUCAGGGUAUCGGUGGACUGGUCAAGGACGAAGGAGACACCGCGAAAAUUGCGGAUCAGCUUGAUUCCACGGCCGAACGAGAAACGUCCGAGGAAUUGGUCAGAUUCGCCGCGCAGAAAGACGAGAGGACGACGAUCGACGGACAGAUCAGACGACCUCGUCACAUCCCGAGGGACCAUUACAUUUCAAGAAAAACGAGUUGGAGCAGGUCGAGGUACGAUACGCCAUUGGGUGAAGUAACUAGAGUGCAGCAGGAUGAGGGGGUGAGCCUUAGGAGGGAUUUAACGGGUGGCAGGAGAAUUUCUCCCAGCACCAUAGAUCGAAUAUUCGACAACAGCAAUAGGAGGCAGUACGGCAUGGGAAUCGUUGGCAGAUUUUUAGGUAGAUCAUUUCGAAAAAGCGUGUCACAGAAACCAGACGUCAGAAAGCAAUUGGAUGAUUUUGAAGAUCAUCGACCAUACUUCACGUAUUGGAUCACCACCGUGCAAAUCCUCAUUUUGAUAAUAUCUUUGGCGUGUUACGGUUUUGGACCCGUUGGCAUGGAUCUUAGCCACAGAUCUGGAUUGGUUCUCGUGACGAGCUUAUCGUUGCAACAAGUGGACUACCAGGAACCAGCGAAUUUCUGGUUCGGUCCUAGAGCGGCGGACUUGAUUCAUCUGGGCGCAAAGUUUGCCCCGUGUAUGCGUCGGGAUAUUAAAAUUUUGAAGGAGAUCGACGUGUGGCGGGAAAGAGAACGAGACACUGCGUGCUGCAUCAGAAACGACGACUCUGGCUGCGUGCAAUCCAGCAAAGCCGACUGCUCUGUCCGGGGAUUGAGAUCGACCGCUACGAACACGAUAUCCACGUGGAAAAAAUGGGGACCCGGGGACAGCGGACCAGGUGGACGAAUAAGCGGAUCAGUUUGCGGUUUGGAUCCGAAAUUUUGCGACGCCCCGGCAAGCAUAGCACCAUACGAAUGGCCAGAUGACAUCACCAAAUGGCCCAUUUGUCGGAAAACCAAUUCGUUCAAUCAACGCUUUAGUAGAAACGGGAGCCAACGGGGCAACACCAACUUCCCAGUGGGUCGGUACAAAGAUAAAAUGGCGGAGCACAUGGUGUGCGAAGUGAUAGGACAUCCGUGUUGCAUCGGUAUUCACGGAAUGUGCCGGAUCACGACGAAAGAAUACUGCGAUUUCGUGCACGGUUAUUUCCACGAGGAGGCAUCCCUCUGUUCCCAGGUUGAAUGUUUGCACGACGUUUGCGGCAUGAUACCGUUCCUUCAUCCAGAAUGGCCAGAUCAAUUCUACAGACUCUUCACAACUACCUUUCUUCAUGCUGGAAUUAUUCACCUGUGUAUAACGCUAUUGGUUCAAUAUUUCCUGAUGCGGGACUUGGAGAAGCUGACAGGCUCGUUGCGAAUUGCUUUGAUUUAUUUCAUCGGAGCACUUGCGGGAAACCUGGCCAGUGCGAUAUUUGUUCCCUAUAGAGCCGAGGUCGGACCAGCAGGAGCGCACUUCGCCCUCCUCGCCACGUUGAUCGUCGAAGUGCUGCACUGUUGGCCAAUGUUGAAGCAUCCUCGACGAGCCCUCUCGAAGCUGAUCUUCAUCCUGUUGGGUCUUCUUCUCCUCGGCAUUCUCCCGUGGGUCGACAACUACGCCCACCUCUUCGGUUUCAUCUUCGGCUUCCUCGCCGCGUACGCUCUGAUGCCUUUCAUCUCUUUCGGCCACUACGAUCGUCGUCGCAAGAUUUGGCUGAUCUGGAUCUGUAUGAUCCUGAUCGUGGUACUGUUCACCCUGUUACUGACCCUGUUCUACAACGUGCCGGUGUACGAAUGCGAGGUGUGCAAGUUGUUCAACUGCAUCCCGUUCACCCGCGACUUCUGCGCCUCCCAGAACAUCAACUUCAAACGAGAGGAGCCCGUAUGACACACGGGGCCGUGCUUCGAAGUCGAGCUCGAAUCGUCCUUGAGCCUGAGGCAGGACUUCUGGAUGCUGCUUCUUCUGGCUCUGCAGUCUGGGAUCGUGAAACGAAAGCACGGGCGCUGAGAAACGCGGGGACACCUCUGUACGUGUUUACUGCCAACGAGGAGCUCGUGUUCGUCGCUGAUCGACGAACGACACUGCCUUAAAAGUAAAAUAACAGCCAAGGAUCACCGGUGCUCCCUUGUCCAACGGACUCCCUGUGUGGUCCUCGCUCGAUUGUAAAUAAUAUUAGACACACGCGCCUUUAACCGAGCGACCUAGUGGAUCCAUAACAAAGUGUGGAACUUUCACGUGUGGUGGGACUAGGAGAACGAUCGAUCGACGUGCAUCCACCCCUUGGAACUUGCUCGUUCGACGAGUUGUACAUAGAAACGGACUCUUGUUACAUAUACAUACUCACGAUCUAAGAACGACCUUACUAAGUUUAAUUUUCAAAGCGUGAUGUAGAUGACGAUGAGAGAGCGUAUGUGUGCGUGUAUGUAUUGCGUGCGUGGGUUGAGUUUCAUUUACGGUCGUACCUCCGACGCUGGAACGAUCUGUGAUGGGCCACACGAUUGUCUUCAAGAAUAUUUUUCAUAACGUCGCGCAGCACAGGUGCAACAUCUAAGGGAUCCGUUACCGUGAAUCGGAUGAGCUUUAAUUUUAAGGGUCGGAGGUGGAGGGAUGUUCAGAGGGAGGAAGAGGGAAGAUAUUUAUUAAGUAUAUCUUGGUGAGAUACGAAUCAAUUUUUUAUAACGGCGUGAGAGAGCGGGAGAAAGUGAGGUUAUCAGAGAACACUUUAAUCAAUUUCCAUCUUGUAUAUAAUUAGAAGAGUGUUGAGGAUAGAGGGUGGAGGAUGAACGAGAUGUACGAGUUCAAGGGUUCAUUUCGUGUUAAGGUAUAAACAAAGAAACAACAAAAGCACUGUGACAUUCGUGAAUGUGUAUUUUAUUAUAACGGGUAAUGUAAAUGUAAGGGAAUGCUGUCUGAUAGGGGAAAGAGAGAAUGGGACUUCGUUUGCGUCUUGUCUCGUGUGAACGAUCAUAUUUACGAAUUAUCAAUAGCGAACGUGAUGUGCCACAACGUGGAUCGUCGCAAGUCUGAAAGUGAUUAGAGGCCGUAAUCUGUCGCGAUUUUUUUAUAGCGUUGUUUUAACUAGUUCAUUAUGCUCAGUUUGUGGUAUUUCACGGAAAGACUGUUCUGUUUGUACGUUUUACUUUCAGUAUCAAAUCGGAUAUAACGAUAGUCUGCUGUACUUGCAAGUACACUUGAGUAAUCUCUUCCCAUAUAUCAAUAUAAAAUUACAAAGUUCAACUCCAUAAAUCAGAGGCAAAAGAAAAUCAGAAUGGUUUCGACCGAAAGGAUGGUACAUUGAAAUUAAUUGCAAAGAAAAAAAACCGUACAGGCAGAAACGUUUCCAUCUAUAACAGUUUUUAAGAAGUAGACUUAGCAAUUUAAUUUUGAAACUUUAUUAAAAUGGCAUGGUUUUUCAUCUUCGUACAUGUGGAAUGUCACAUAGACGCCUUUUCAAAAUUCAGAAACCUUUCUUUUUAAAUUUAAAUUGGAAAUAUGUAGUUUUAACACAUUAAAUGUCACAGAGGUUUAUUAUAAAUUUAAUAGCAUAUCUUACAUUUGAAUUCCAGUAAAGAGUUACUAUUAUAUAAAUGUAGUAUAUAGUGCUUUGAAAAAGUUUAAAUAAAUACAAAGGUCAUUUAAUUGCGGUUCUAAUCCUACAAAGUAAAAAAUUCAAUGGUAGAAAUAUGAAGAUUAAUUAUUCCUAUUUUUGAUAAUAUUUUCCCUGCAACGAUUAAUGUGUUAAUACCCUAAAACUCUACCUCGAAGACGCAAAAAAUGAGGGAAAAUCUCAUCCGUUCUCGAAAGAUUAAUCAACCUGUGACAGCGUUAAAUUAAACUAAGACGAAAGCAACGAUUACGAUAAUCGAAAACCAUGCUAUUCAAAAGAAAACAGUUCGACGAAUCUUGACCAAUCUUGCCUUGUAUUUCGUAUCACGAUGUGGUCAUUCAUGCUUCCCUGUUGAAUAUUUUUUACCGUUCGCCUGAGCCCAGGCAGUGCACAAAUUUUUUGCCUCGUACACCCCUAACGAUCGGUCGGCACGAAUUCACGUGUUUCUGUGCGAAGAAAAAAAUCAACAUUAUAAAACGAUUAAGCGAGAAUUAAUGGAGGGGCGGGGCGUGUUCUAGCGACGUUUAAGAACGAUGACUUUCUCUUUGGCAAAAAAAAGAAAAAGAAAAAAACGAAAUGCUUUUAUAUUUGGUCCCACAAUUCGAACGCGUAGACAUCAUUUGCCUCGAACAUUUUCGUUUGGAAAAACUCUGUAGAAAAUCUAUUCGGAUUACCUACCGUUUAUCGAAAUUCUCGCUCGCUCGAACAUUCGAAACUUUUUUGUGAUACACGAGCGAGCGAGCGAGAACGAGACGAGAAUAAGGGGUGUGAAUAGACGUGAAAAUGGACAGGAGGGGGUCCAGGACCUUUGAGAAAAAACACACACCAGCGACACACUGAACUUUUCGGAUUAUAUAAAUAUAUAAAUAUAUAAAUAUGAGUAUAUAUAAAUAUACACGUAUACAUAAAGAAGUAAAAAAAAAAAUGUGAAGUACGAGUUUAAGGUGCGAGAACGGGGUGGACGAUUGUCGACGAGUAACAUAUUGUUAUUAUUGUAAAUGUGUCAUAUACAGGUAAUAGCAUGCCAUACAAAGAGAAAAACCAACGGUGAGAACGAGGAAAACGUUUGAGAAUAACUUCGAUAUUUCCAUACCGAUCACGGCGAGGUGGAAUAUCGUCUUUCGCCCCGGGGACGAUGAGAGUUGACUGCGUUAUGCUCGUCCUUACCCUUUUAAUAAAGGGUUGAAAUGGUUGCGAGAAUUUUCUUUCGUUACAGAAAAAUAUCAUUAAUUAUUUUUUAAUGCCUCAGAAAGGAAACUUGUAUCACUGAUUUAAUAUGUUCACUGCUAUCACAUAUUAUUUUGUGAAAUUCACUUUUGAAAAUAUGAAUUGAGUUAUACAUUGAUGUAUGAAUUAAGAAAUAUGUUCUGGAGGGAAACUUGUAUCACUGAUUUAACAUGUUCACUGCUAUUACAUAUUAUUUUGUGAAAAUCACUUUUGAAAAUAUGAGUUGAGUUAUACAUUGAUGUAUGAAUUAAGAAAUAUGUUAAAAUAUGAAUGUUCAGAGUAGCUUCAAGAGAGGAAGAUUACUUUUAAAUUUU